AAAGAAUGAAGAAUGUGGGAGCUGCUAAGAUGGGGAGAAGGAGACAAGAGGGUUGUGAAAAUGGUGAUGGAGGCGAGAAGAAACGGAGCCGAACGGGUCUGAGGAGCCAUAAAGUUGACAACUUUAGUGAGUUAGAGUGGGAGCGGGGGAAGGGUAAAAGGAGUGGGAGGGUUAGGGUCAGUUUAUCAAGUGGUAAGAAGCCUCAGGGAGAGCCAGAGAUGAAGGACAACGUUGGGUCGUCGGAAGCUACGGCGCAGACAACCCAGUUCUUGGUUUUUCACCGGCGUGCAUUUGUCACCGAGCUGAUGAACAACCCUGAAUUGAGAAGCAAACAUAAUGUCUGGAGAGAUGACCAGCAGCCAGCACAGCAGCACCCUGUUGAACAUUGUAGCACUGUGCAGCCUCUGAAGAACUUUGAAUUGAGAAAUUGUGAAAAUGAAAGAAUUGAGCAUGUCGAGAGAGAGGAAACCGGAGAAAGACAGAAAGAAGGGAGGGAAGAAGAAAUGGAGGUCCAAACAGAUGACCAGCCGCCAGCACAGCAGCCUGUUGAAAAAUGUAGCAUUAGGCAGGUAUCGAGAGUGGAAGAAACAGGAGGACAGCGAGAAAUAAUUAGAGAAGAAGAGGAGGUGCAAGCUAUCGAAGAGCAGCCUUCACCACUGCCUGCUGAACAAUGUAGCAUUGGGCAUGCAUGGAGUGAGGAAGAAGUUGGAGCACUCAACAAAGGAUUGGGUAGUGAGGUUGACGUCCAAAUCAUUGAGGUGAAGCAAUCACAAUCCUCAGUUGCUGCAGGCUCUAGGCGCUCUAUCCAAGCUUUGGGGUUUCUGGAAAGUUAUCUCGGCGAGCACCAACAAAGCUUGGCCAGCACCAACGAAGCUUCAAUCCCCAAUUUGGAUGAGGUUGCUCAAGCUAAGGCCAAAAUUCAAAGGAUUUCCACUCUCUAUUGAUGAAGUCAUG
Messenger RNA from Rosa rugosa (rugosa rose), 954 nucleotides. RefSeq lists its product as uncharacterized. The transcript has 4 exons. Lineage: Eukaryota; Viridiplantae; Streptophyta; Magnoliopsida; Rosales; Rosaceae. Bases 6 to 944 code for a protein of 312 amino acids. The record is from RefSeq and is a predicted model, not a curated record.